Molecule: messenger RNA, 1483 nt
Organism: Neogale vison (American mink)
Lineage: Eukaryota; Metazoa; Chordata; Mammalia; Carnivora; Mustelidae
Gene: GPR84
Product: G protein-coupled receptor 84
Exons: 2
Coding region: 88-1311 (407 amino acids)
Biological process (GO): neuropeptide signaling pathway
Cellular component (GO): membrane
Molecular function (GO): urotensin II receptor activity
Source: RefSeq, a predicted model, not a curated record
CUGCCCUUCGAGUGAGUUGGACUUCUUUCCUCUGGAGUGAGAAUUGAAGGCAGGGAGACUCAGGCGAGUACUUUCUGUGCCUCCAUCAUGCAGAACAGCUCCAUCACCAAGUUCUCCUGCUACCAUGCAUCUGUACUGGGCUAUCGUUAUGUUGCAGUUAGUUGGGGGGUGGUGGUAGCUGUGACGGGCACCGUGGGCAACGUGCUCACCCUGUUGGCCUUGGCCAUCCAGCCCAAGCUCCGGACCCGCUUCAACCUGCUCAUCGCCAACCUCACGGUGGCCGAUUUGUUGUACUGUACCCUUCUCCAGCCCUUCUCUGUGGACACCUACCUCCACCUGCAGUGGCGCACUGGCGACACCUUCUGCAGGGUCUUUGGGUUUCUCCUCUUUGCAUCCAAUGCCGUCUCCAUCCUCACCCUCUGCCUUAUUGCCCUAGCACGCUACCUCCUUAUUGCCCACCCUAUGCUCUUUCCCCAAGUUUUCAGUGCCAAGGGGAUGCUGCUAGCGCUGGUGAGCACCUGGGUAGUGGGCGUGGCCAGCUUUGCCCCUCUCUGGUCCAUCUAUACCUUGGUGCCUGUAGUCUGCACCUGCAGUUUUGACCGCAUAAAAGGCCGGCCCUACACCACCAUCCUCAUGGGCAUCUACUUCGUGCUGGGGCUCAGCAGUGUUGGCAUCUUCUACUGCCUCAUCCACCGCCAGGUGAAGCGAGCAGCACAGGCACUGGACCAGUACAAGCAGUCGAGUGUCCACUCCAGCCAUGUGGCUAGGACGGAGGAGGCUAUACCCGGUCGUUUCCAGGAGCUGGACAGCAGGCUGGCAUCGGAAAAGCCAAGUGAGGGGAUUUCAUCUGAACCAGUCAGUUCCACCACCACUCAGACCGUGGAAUGGGACUCAUCAGAAGUGAGGAACCAGCACAGCAGGGAGGUAGCUAAGCAGAUGGCAGAGAAAAGCCAUCUAGAAGCACCAGCCAAGACCAGGCCAACUAAAAAAGCCCAAAGAACUCAGGACUCUCCAUCAGAAUUUGGGAAGGUUACUCGGAUGUGUUUUGCUGUGUUCCUCUGCUUUGCCCUGAGCUACAUCCCCUUCUUGCUGCUCAACAUCCUGGAUGCCAAAGCUCACGCUCCUCCGGUUGUCCACAUGCUCACUGCCAAUCUCACCUGGCUCAAUGGUUGCAUCAAUCCCGUGCUCUAUGCAGCCAUGAACCGUCAGUUCCGCCAAGCCUAUGGCUCCCUCCUAAAACGAGGCCCCCAGAGCUUCCGUAGGCUCUGCUCCAUUAGAACCUUGUCCCCAGUCACCAGAAUCCAAGACUGACUGCUCCAGAACUAAAGUGGCCAACUGGUAGGGAGUGGAUGAAAGUAAGACCUGUGGGCAUUUUCACAGACAGUUUUCCUCGCACCUGCAAACCAGGCUUCUCCAUCCCUUGAUGAGUGCUUCAUCUCUAGGCUGCGCAAGGUGCAUUAUAAUUAAUAAAUGAAUUCUAUUC